Molecule: messenger RNA, 782 nt
Organism: Symbiodinium natans
Lineage: Eukaryota; Dinophyceae; Suessiales; Symbiodiniaceae
Source: the annotation of a GenBank genome assembly
GAUCGUGGUGUGAAUCUUACCCUGGGCGAGAGCUGCCAGGCCAACUUUGCUUCAGUGGGGCUGAAGCCAUCAGGGGUGGUGUGCAAAGCCUCCUUGCUGGAUCUCAUUCCGCCAAGUGGCUCAGAAAGCGUCGGCUCCCUGCCGACCUUGUCGCAGCUGGCGACUUCGAGGAGGCACUCGGCUUGCUGAAGCGGCGGCUCGGCUUGAUCAACGCAGAGCCUUUGGAGCCCAUUUUCAAGCAAGCUUACUGGGCUGCGUGUACAUCGUUGCCUGGCCUGCCGCAAAUGGCGUCGAUCCACUGGCCUCUACUUUCCGAGGGUAGCCUGAAGUCCAGGGAGAUUGCUCCGAUGGUGCUCUUUACCCCACAGGUGAUCCUGGAAAGGGUCAAGGAGGCCCACAAGAUGACCUCCGCGGGCAAGUUUAGUGACGCUCUAUCGGUCUUCCGAAGCGCUCUGCAGUCCAUCCCACUCUCGGUGGCCAACGAUGCCAACGAAGAGCGACAGCUCACGGACAUGAUUGAGAUGUGCAGAGAGUACGUGACCUUUGCAAGACUACAGGUGACUAGCAAAAAGCUGACUCCCGACAAGGCUGCGAGACAGAUCGAGCUCAACGCCUACCUCACCUGCUGCAAGCUGCAGCAGUUCCACCAGUUCCUAACCCUAAAGACGGCCAUGGGCAUCGCCUUCAAGAACGAGAACUUCGUGAGCGCCGCGUCCUUUGCGAAGAGGAUGAUACAGGGCAACUUCGGUCCAGCCGAAAAGCAUAAAGAUGCCCGAAGCUGA